Gambusia affinis (western mosquitofish) is the source of this 2468-nucleotide messenger RNA. It is a transcript of the gene vps37a, whose product is annotated as VPS37A subunit of ESCRT-I. Lineage: Eukaryota; Metazoa; Chordata; Actinopteri; Cyprinodontiformes; Poeciliidae. Bases 59 to 1243 code for a protein of 394 amino acids. The record is from RefSeq and is a predicted model, not a curated record. Gene Ontology annotation, cellular component: ESCRT I complex. Gene Ontology annotation, biological process: ubiquitin-dependent protein catabolic process via the multivesicular body sorting pathway; protein targeting to membrane; protein targeting to vacuole. The transcript has 13 exons.
ACAGAGGAGGACCACGUUGUCUGUCGCAAAGUUCAGUCGGUUGUUUCUCCCUGGGAGAAUGAGCUGGUUUUUCACGUCGUCUAAAGGCUCCGGACCUCUCCCUCCUCUCAACAGCCUACAACAACAGAGACAGCGGCAGAUCGAGUCGCUGAAAGCCACUCACCCCAGCCUUGCAGAAAUCCAGAAAGAUGUCGAGUACAGAAUACCAUUCACAGUCAACAACUCCACCAUUACUGUUAACAUUUUGCUGCCUCCUCAGUUCCCUCAGGAGAAGCCGGUGGUUAGCGUCUUCCCCCCUGUUGGUCAUCAUUUAAUAGAUAGCAAUAAUGGCACUAUGAUCACCAGCCCCCUCAUCACUAAUUUCGGUAUGCACUCAGAUCUGGGUAAAGUCAUCCAGAGUCUACUCGACGAGUUCUGGAAAAGUCCACCCGUCUUAAAUUCUGCAGGUCCUGCAGGCUUCCAAUAUAUGUACAAGCCCUCGGGCAUCGCUCCUUACCCUGCCCAGGCUUUCCAUUAUGGCCCCCGACAGGUGGGACCCAACCAGACACCGCCGUCUGGUUCUGGUGCGGCUCCAUCUCAGGCCCAAAUGCCUCAUGCGACGGUUGACAUCGCUCACGGCCUUCCUCGAGCUCCAGCCCCGUACGGACUGAUAACCGAGCUGCCGCUCCCCGUACCCACUGGAGACUCGCAGGCGGGACUGAAUGGACACAUUUACAAGAUGCCUGAGAUUCCUGAGUCUUUUCCUGAACUCUGCGACAAAACUCUGACUCAGUUGUCAGACAUGUCUGAAAACGAGGACGUCCUGCUGGAGUUCUUUGUGAGUUUGCCGCAACUCAAACAAGUCGCGGGUGAUAAAGAGGAUCUGGUCAACAGCAUAGUGGAGAUGGCCAAAAAGAAUCUCCACAUGGAGCCACAGCUGGAGGGAAAAAGGCAAGAGAUGCUGUACAAGUAUGAACAGCUGACUCAGAUGAAGUUAGCCUUUGAGACAAAGAUGCAGAGACAGCAUGAACUCAGUGAGAGUUGCAGUUUGAGCACUCUGCAGGCUCGGCUAAAAGUCUCAGCGCACCAGGCAGAGGAGGAGUCCGAGGAGACGGCUGAAAACUUUCUGGAGGGACGCAUUGAUAUCGAUGAAUUCUUAACCAGUUUCAUGGAGAAGAGAACGCUUUGCCACAGCAGAAGGGCCAAGGAGGAAAAGUUGCAACAGUCUAUAAACACACAUGGUCAUUUUCCUCCCAGUCACUAAAACACAAGGACUGCUGUUUUUGUUUGUUUGUUUGUUUUUUUUAUUAUUAUUUCUCAGCCGACUGCUGCCAACAGAAAACGAACGCAUCAAAAACUUUACAGGGGCUGAACGCACACCGAGUCAAUGACGGACAACCAGCAAGACAUUGGUGACGAUGAAACUUUGGAGGAUGAGCGUCACUAACGUGGAAAAUGGGCUGAUGCCACGGAAACUCCCGAACACGUUGUGGAUAGUUUUGUUUGAGCUUUCCAGUUGUUUGACAGUGAUGAGAUAUAGUUUCGUUCUGGGAUUUGUUUCGCUUUUAUCUUUUCAGCAGGGGACACCCGCAUAGUAUCAGAUUGUUUGGUGUGAACACUUUUGGAAGAAAGUACAAAGGCUUGGCACAUUUAUCAACAAAAGUAACAUUUUUAAGGUAACAUCACUAGGAAAAUAUUGAGCAAAUCAAACAUCAGUAUUUAUACACUGGUUAUAUGGUUAUGGUCCCCAGUGGUUUCACUUCCUGUUUCACAGAAAUACUGUGCUAACCGCUGCACAGUAAUUAUCCAAAAACGUUUACAACUCCUGGUUACUAAGUUAACUAGGCUAAAUUCAGUUUUUUUUUAAAGGCAGGGUUGACAUUUGACUCCUGCUUUUUAUAUGAAAACUGUAAAACUAGAAUUUCAUUGUGAAAGGAUUUGAUUUUAUUCUGAAACUGAAUCCUAAGAUCGUCAGUGUGUUUGCAUUGACGUUGAUUAUUCAGUAUUGAGUCAGAGUAACCCAGAAAUCAUCCAGUUAAAGAGCAGAUAAAAUACUCUACACCGUAUUAAAUACCUGUAAAGAUUUCUCAUUUUUGAGCAUUUGUAUACUUUACUUCAGAGUACCUGUUGUCAUGUGAAUAAUUUAGCCACAAUAUUACUUCAGCACUACCUUUGCUGAAUCAUCUCUUUCACUGCAAACACACUGAUGUUCUUUUUCUCUCUCUCUCUUACUUGCACAGUAAUGACACCUAAGCUGUUUCCUGACAUCUUUUGAACUUGAAUUCUAUAUGGAAAAAAUUGAAAAGAAAUGGGACAAUGUUGGGGGAAUAUUAGGGAAAAAAUAUGUUGUGGAAAAAAAGCUUAAUGGCAUCGAAUACUGUAUUUAAAUGUUAAUAAUAGGCUAUAUUAUAAUCAGAGACUCGGACACCUUGUAUCAUAUGUUCUUAUUUAAUAUGUUAGGGUAAUAAAGCCUUUAGAAUAAGUCUGAA